AUGCCACCAAAACCACCCCCCCUAACCCUCAUAGUCGCCACCACCCCAAUUCCCUCCACCCCCACCACAACAACAGGCCAACAUGCCCCCCUCCGCCUCGGCAUCGGCCUAAACGGCACCCUCCCCUGGCCGCGCAUCAAAACCGACAUGUCCUUCUUCGCCCGCAUCACCUCGCGCCCGCCCACACACCCUCCUGCCGGCAGCAACCUGACGAACGCAAUCCUCAUGGGCCGCAAAACCUACGACUCGAUCCCGGCCUCGCUCCGUCCGCUCGGCAAACGCAUCAACGCCGUGGUCACGCGGUCCGUCGAGGAGGUCGCGCGACGCGUGCAGCACGACCUCGACGGGAAACGGGGGAAGGAGGCGGAGAAAAUGCGCGCGGCUGAGCAGGGCCAGGGUCUAGGGGAAGGGGAAAGGGGGGCAGCACAAGGGCCGCAGACCGACGCGAUCGUGUGCGCGGGGUUGGAGGAGGCUGUCACAGAACUCGAGGCGAGGUACGGCGCGGAGGGGAAACUGGGGCAGGUGUUUGUGAUUGGCGGGGCGGAGAUCUAUGGUGCGGCGUUGCGGGUGAAAACGCGCGGGGUGCGGAUUGUGAUGACGUUUGUGGAGAAGCUGGCGUUCCAGGAGGAUCGCGGGCGGGUGUUUGAGUGUGAUACCUUUUUCCCGGUGGAUGAGGAGUUACUCCAGGAGAGGUGGUGGAGGAGGGUGAGUGCAAGGGAGGUGUCGGACUGGGUGGGGGAGACGGUGACGGAUGAGUGGAUUGUGGAGGGGGAGGUUAGAGUGAGGAUGGUGGGGUAUGAGCGGGUGGAUUGA
Messenger RNA from Aspergillus aculeatus ATCC 16872, 813 nucleotides. Its product is annotated as dihydrofolate reductase. The record is from RefSeq and is a predicted model, not a curated record. Gene Ontology annotation, cellular component: mitochondrion. Lineage: Eukaryota; Fungi; Ascomycota; Eurotiomycetes; Eurotiales; Aspergillaceae. Gene Ontology annotation, molecular function: NADP binding; dihydrofolate reductase activity. The coding region runs from base 1 to 813 and encodes 270 amino acids. Gene Ontology annotation, biological process: glycine biosynthetic process; tetrahydrofolate biosynthetic process; dihydrofolate metabolic process. The transcript has a single exon.